Molecule: messenger RNA, 876 nt
Organism: Olea europaea var. sylvestris
Lineage: Eukaryota; Viridiplantae; Streptophyta; Magnoliopsida; Lamiales; Oleaceae
Exons: 3
Coding region: 1-876 (291 amino acids)
Molecular function (GO): nucleic acid binding; zinc ion binding
Source: RefSeq, a predicted model, not a curated record
AUGGAAGUCGAGAGGGGACAAAACUACUUCCAUUCUGGUGCCAAGAAGUAUUACCGUAGCCAAACUUAUGUUAAGGUUGAAGGAGAAACUUGGGUGAGUGAAAGAUGUUACAGGUAUUUGGAGAAAGCCGGUUUUUCAUUCUGGUCACGAGCACUAUUCGUGGGAGACCGAUACAACAUUAUGACAAACAACAACGCGGAAUCAUUGAACUCGAUGCUGAGACAUGCUCGUUCGUUGCCAAUCACGUGUUUGGUCGAGCACAUUCGUAAAACAAUGCAGAGGUGGUUUUACGAACGUCGAAGCAACGCAACCUCAUGCAGCACUAUAUUAUCUUCGAGGAUGGAGAACGAGUUACAAACAACAUUUGAAGCUGGUACUAGGCUUCGAGCCCAUCAGUUGACAAACAGCUUGACCCAGGUUGGAAUAUCCAACGAUACGGAGAUAGUGGACUUCUCCGAUAACACGUGCACAUGUCGUGAGUUUCAACUAAAUCGUAUGCCAUGUGCUCAUGCAACUCGUGGGGCUACCCUGAGUGGUAAGUCAUUAUACGAUCUAUGCUCUCCGUACUAUACAUCGGAAUACUGGAGGGGUGCCUAUAUGGAAGUCAUAUAUCCCGUUACACGGGAAGUGGAUUGGGUUGUUCCAAAUGAAAUCCUAGGCACUCAUAUUUUGCCACCGACCGUACGUCGUCCUCCAGGUAGACCACCGACGCGACGUAAGCGAGCUAGAUACGAGUCCACUUCCCAACUGAGGAAAUGCACUCGAUGUGGGAGACUUGGUCAUAACCGGACCACAUGUUCGAACCCUAUUUGCAAAUUUGGUCAUUAUGUUCCGCAAGCAAAGUACCGAUCAUUACAGUUCCAUUAUCACGAAUGA